Belonocnema kinseyi is the source of this 1125-nucleotide messenger RNA. Its product is annotated as DNA repair protein RAD51 homolog 1-like. The record is from RefSeq and is a predicted model, not a curated record. The transcript has 8 exons. Bases 170 to 1090 code for a protein of 306 amino acids. Gene Ontology annotation, biological process: reciprocal meiotic recombination; DNA repair; meiotic DNA recombinase assembly. Gene Ontology annotation, cellular component: Rad51B-Rad51C-Rad51D-XRCC2 complex; replication fork; Rad51C-XRCC3 complex. NCBI's taxonomy places the organism in Eukaryota, Metazoa, Arthropoda, Insecta, Hymenoptera, Cynipidae. Gene Ontology annotation, molecular function: ATP binding; ATP-dependent DNA damage sensor activity; four-way junction DNA binding.
UCAGAAUUCGAAGUUGUUUUCAUCGUUUUCAUUGUUUUGAUUUGCACACAGUCAUGAUCUCACAGUAUAAAUAUUAAUAUUUAAUAUUAUAAAUGUUAGGAUUUUUGGAGAUAAAAUAAGAUUAAAAAGUGAAAGUCUCGUGUAAAAAAGGUUUCUAAUUUGUUAAAAAAUGUUACGUCCAAUUUCGACUUUAAGGUUAUCGGAAAUGGCUAUGGAAAAUUUACGUAGAAAUGGAUAUUUAUACCUCGAAGAUAUUUUGGAUAAUCCAGAAUCGCACAAAUUUCUGGAAGCGAAGGAAUUGGACAUUAUUAAGCAUGUGCCGAAAACUGUUACUGCUCUACAGCGUUUGCAAAAAGAGUCUCAAAGAGACACAAUAACGACUGACAGCCAAUGCCUGAACGACAUUUUGGACGGUGGAUUUCACUGUGGAACGAUGAUUGAAUUAUGUGGAGUUCCAGGUUCCGGAAAAACACAAAUCUGUUUUCAGCUUUGUAUUGCUGCACAAUUAAGUAAAAGUUAUGGACACUUGAACGGAAAAGUUAUUUACAUCGAUACAAGAAACGAAUUUUCGCCCUUACGAAUUCGAGAUCUUAUUCGAGGAUACAAAAAACGACACAAAAAUUUGAAAUUAGAUGAAAAACAAAUGUUGGAUAACAUAGCUGUUCUGACACCUUCAAAUUCAGACGAAUUAUUUGACAUUGUUGUCAGCUUGAGAAAAGAUUUAAUGAAUCAUCCAGGGGUCCAAGUUGUGAUUGUCGACAGUUUGUCUUUACCAAUCCAAUAUUCUUCAGAUUCAUGGCAUCGAACAAAAUGUUACUUUUACACAUUAAAAUACUUACGUGAAUUAUCAUUAAUAAACAUUGCAGUAAUUGUCACAACUGAGAUGGUGAAUCAAGUCGAUAACCAAGGAAAAGAUUUUUGUCUCUCCAGUGCAGGUGGACAAAUUACAGCCCAUCGAAUGCACAAAAGACUGAUGCUUGCUCGAAUAAAUGAUAGCAAAUUCGUAGCAAGAAGUCUAAAAAGUCCUCUGAUGCCACAAGUCUCAAUUUUUUUCCAGAUUACGACAAACGGAAUCAGAGAUUGUACCUAGGGAAAAUAAUUUCCGUGAUCUGUCGACCAGGAAGU